AUGGAGUUGCCAUACGAUCUUUGGUCAUUAUCCCCGGAAAUUUCUGAGGAAACACUUUCUUUUCACUACCUUAAGCAUCAUGCAGGUUAUGUCAAGAAACUUAACGAGUUAAUUAAGACUUCUAAUGGACAAGUGUAUAACAUGGCAGCUCAAGUGUGGAAUCAUGACUUUUACUGGAAUGGACUUACACCGUAUGGUGGAGAACUUACAAAUUUUGUCGAAUCUAUGAUAACAGAGUCAUUUGGAUCAUAUUCAAAUUUUACUCAAGAGCUAACAAAAAUGGUUACACAACACUUUGGUAGCGGAUGGAUUUGGUUACUCUAUGAAGAAUCUAAAAAUCCUCCUCUAAGGUUAAUUGCUACGCAAGAUGCAGAAAAUCCCAUUCGACUAUUAAAUGUACACCCGGUAUUGGUUAUAGAUGUUUGGGAACACGCGUACUACAUAGAUUAUAGGAAUGACCGUAAAGCCUAUGUCAACGGGUGGCUGAAAAAAGUCAACUGGAAACGUGUAGAAACGUUGAUUAAUAAUUCUAGGGAACAAACAUUUUGA
Molecule: messenger RNA, 549 nt
Organism: Theileria equi strain WA
Lineage: Eukaryota; Apicomplexa; Aconoidasida; Piroplasmida; Theileriidae
Product: iron-dependent superoxide dismutase, putative
Exons: 4
Coding region: 1-549 (182 amino acids)
Biological process (GO): superoxide metabolic process
Molecular function (GO): metal ion binding; superoxide dismutase activity
Source: RefSeq, a predicted model, not a curated record